Messenger RNA from Diospyros lotus (date-plum), 1278 nucleotides. RefSeq names its product endonuclease 2. Bases 337 to 1224 code for a protein of 295 amino acids. Gene Ontology annotation, biological process: DNA catabolic process. The record is from RefSeq and is a predicted model, not a curated record. Gene Ontology annotation, molecular function: endonuclease activity; nucleic acid binding. The transcript has 8 exons. Lineage: Eukaryota; Viridiplantae; Streptophyta; Magnoliopsida; Ericales; Ebenaceae.
CUUUCCUUUGCAACCACGCAGCCUGCCUGCCUGCAGAUGACCAAAUUAUUUAGAAUUAACUUGCCGUACGAAGUUUCUCGUUCACACCACAAUCAACCUCAACCUCAAGGAUCUCCAUUUGAUCAAUCAAUUGCACUCAACUUUCCCUCAAAAUCAUCCUUUCCAGCUUGCAAUAUCAACACGACAAUCCAAAUCUCAGGCUCUCUAAUUUCACGCAGUUCACAUUCCUUUUAUAAUAUUCUGGUUCGAUCUUAUUCUUGGUAAUCAUUGCUUGAUUUAAAUACCGUUUGGUAGAGUAGAAGGAACCCCAAAGACAAAACAGAAAGAAAGAAAUCGAUGAAGUUGUCUUCAAGAACAGAAAGAGAGAGUUUCAGGGCUCUUGUGUUGGCUUUUGCUUCGAUUCUGGUGAUCUCGCCGGUUGUUCACUGCUGGGGACUUGAUGGCCAUCUCACCAUUUGCAGGAUUGCUCAGUCGCGGUUGAGUGCUGCGGCGGCGACUGCCGUGAAGGAGCUUCUGCCGGCGGCCGCGGAGGAUGAUUUGGGGAGUGAAUGUUCAUGGGCGGAUCGAGUGAAGUUCCAUUACCACUGGUCAUCAGCUCUCCAUUUCAUUGAUACCCCUGAUAAUCUCUGCUCCUACCAAUACAACAGGGAUUGCAAGGAUGAAAAUGGAGAAAAGGACAGGUGUGUAGCAGGCGCCAUUAACAACUACACCACCCAACUGCUCGGCUAUGGCAAUGCUGCGUCCUCCCAGCACUAUAAUCUCACAGAAGCCCUUCUCUUCCUUUCCCAUUUCAUUGGAGACAUUCAUCAGCCACUUCAUGUGGGUUUUACUUCAGACAGGGGUGCCAACACCAUUGAUGUCCAUUGGUACACAAGAAAAACAGUUCUUCAUCAUGUCUGGGACGACAACAUAAUCGAGACCUCGGAAGAGCGAUACUACAACUCCGAUGUUGAUGGACUGAUCAAUGCAAUUCAGAAGAACAUCACGGGUGAAUGGUCAGAUCAAGUCAAGACAUGGGAGAGUUGCAGCAGAAACGCAACAACAUGCCCAGACAUAUAUGCAUCGGAAAGUAUUCAAGCAGCCUGCAACUGGGCAUACAAGGGCGUAACCGAAGGUUCAGUACUAGAAGAUGACUACUUUCUAACGCGCUUACCAGUUGUCAACUUGCGGUUAGCUCAAGCCGGAGUACGACUGGCAGCCACUCUCAAUCGGGUAUUUGGAUAAGAACAAUGCUUCUUCUUGUCCUCUAAUAUCCAAUGAAAACCGAGUAUUCCUGAG